Molecule: messenger RNA, 676 nt
Organism: Drosophila innubila
Lineage: Eukaryota; Metazoa; Arthropoda; Insecta; Diptera; Drosophilidae
Gene: Dim1
Product: thioredoxin-like protein 4A
Exons: 2
Coding region: 91-519 (142 amino acids)
Biological process (GO): mRNA splicing, via spliceosome
Cellular component (GO): U5 snRNP; U4/U6 x U5 tri-snRNP complex; spliceosomal complex
Source: RefSeq, a predicted model, not a curated record
UUUAGUUUAGUGCAUUCGAUUGGGGAGAAUUUGUUUACGUUUAAUAAUUUAUAAUUUACUGGAAAUAAUAACAGAAAACCAUUAGCGAAGAUGUCGUAUAUGUUACCGCAUUUACACAAUGGCUGGCAAGUGGACCAGGCCAUACUUUCAGAGGAGGAUCGCGUUGUUGUAAUACGUUUUGGCCACGAUUGGGAUCCCGCGUGCAUGAAAAUGGAUGAGGUGAUGUACAGCAUUGCCGAGAAGGUGAAAAACUUUGCCGUCAUCUAUUUGGUGGACAUAACCGAGGUGCCAGACUUCAAUAAAAUGUACGAAUUGUACGACCCCUGCACCGUGAUGUUUUUCUUUCGCAACAAGCACAUCAUGAUAGAUUUGGGCACGGGUAACAAUAACAAAAUCAACUGGCCGCUGGAGGACAAACAGGAGAUGAUUGACAUUGUGGAGACAGUUUAUCGUGGUGCGCGCAAAGGUCGUGGUCUAGUCGUUUCUCCCAAGGAUUACUCCACCAAAUAUAGAUACUAAGACUGACUCUUGUAAAUUGUACAGAAUUUAGGCUAUAUAAAUGUAUCUCAAAGUGAAACGAGUUUGUCUUUGCAACUGUUGUGUAUAUUGUUUUUCGUUUGGUUUAUUUUUUUCAUUUUUGUCACAUUUGUCAAUAAUAUCGCUAACAUUUACAUCA